Amphibalanus amphitrite is the source of this 2211-nucleotide messenger RNA. RefSeq names its product disintegrin and metalloproteinase domain-containing protein 10-like. The coding region runs from base 1 to 2211 and encodes 736 amino acids. The transcript is spliced from 4 exons. Gene Ontology annotation, biological process: membrane protein ectodomain proteolysis; Notch signaling pathway. Gene Ontology annotation, molecular function: metalloendopeptidase activity. Gene Ontology annotation, cellular component: plasma membrane. The record is from RefSeq and is a predicted model, not a curated record. Lineage: Eukaryota; Metazoa; Arthropoda; Thecostraca; Balanomorpha; Balanidae.
AUGACUCCGACAAGCUUGGCGAGUCUUUCCGUCACCAAAGCUGCCAGCUCACUCGGCAGUCUGGCGGCGCGGCUGCUGCCGAUGCUACUGUUGCUCCCGGCACGCGCAGCGUCAGAGGGCGGUCUCUCCGACUACGUGCAGCACCACCAGAUGCUCCACUACACUCCGCUGUCCGCCGGUCGCGGCCGGCGCUCGACGGCCCCGCCGCUGCAGCUCCAGCUGCCAACUGGGGACCGCGUGCUCACCCUCCGCCUGGUACCAGAUACGUCCACCCUGGCGCCGGACAUCGUCUACUCUGGCCCGUCAGGCUCCACGGUCGGCACCGACUCUCUGACGCCGCUCUUCACCGGCUGGGUGCUCGGCGAGCCCGGCUCGGCGCUCUUCGGCGGCCUCGUGGAUGGCGUGUUCGACGGCACGAUCGAGCUGGCCAACGAGACGCUGGUGGUCGAGCGGACGUCGCUGCACAUGCACGGUGGCCCGCACGGUCACUCGUUCGUGUACCGAGCGUCGGAUAUGCUCCUACCGCCCGCGCGUGAGGGCGACCGGCCUUGCGGCGUCAGAGAUGGGCACGAUCCGCUGGUGUGGGACAGCGACAAGCACAAGGCGACGACAGUACCCAGUGAAGAAGAUAGACAACCGCGGCAGGAAACCGUGACGCUCGCUUCCGUGAUGAAACACUGGCGGAGCAGCACCGGUCGCGGUCGCCUGAAAAGACGCAUCGACGAUCACGAUGGCGACCACGGCAGUGGCCAUAAUGAAGACGCCGAGCCCGACGAGGUGUACAACAAACAUCACGACGGGGCGCACUCGCGCACACUCUGCUCCGUGUACGUUGAAACGGACCCCAAGCUCUGGCAAGAGAUAUUCCGCAAUGAGCGCGGUAGUUUACGCCGCACAGAGACGUUUCUUCAGUGGCUGGCCGGGUCGCACGUUCAGGGCGUCAACCGGAUUUUCAAACAAGCGAUAUUCGACGGCCGGCACCACCACCACGAGUACCAAUUUCAGAUCCAGAAGCUGGUAGUCAGCGACGACCACACGUGUCUACCCAACUACUCGGGCGUGCGCAACCGGCUCUGUUUCGACCACACCAACUCGCAGACCUACCUAGAGGCGCAUUCCGACACCAACUUUGACUCCUUUUGCUUGGCGUUCGCCAUCAGCUACCACGACUUUGAGCAGGGCACGAUUGGUCUGGCGUGGAUUGGCGCGCCGUGGGAGGGUGCUGGCCGCGGCGUGUGCGCGCGACACGCCGCGCAGGCCUUCUACAACUGGGAGACGGGUGUGAUAGAGCGCAAGUGGCGCUCUCUGAACACGGCCAUGAUAACGCUGCUGAACUUUGGGCGGCCGGUGCACCCCCUGCAGUCGCAGCUGACUCUGGCCCACGAGAUCGGCCACACGAUGGGCUCGCCGCACGACCAGGGCGCGCUCGGCACGUCGGCAAACAUAUCCCGCGUUCUCGACUACAUCACGGACGGACUCUACUUCAACUGCUUCGCGGUGAAAGGCUCGGCGUUCUGCGGUAACGGCGUCGUGGAGACGGGCGAGCAGUGUGACUGCGGGUUCACGGCGCACGACUGUCGCGACCGGUGCUGCUGGCCUCGUCACCCGCCGGCCGCCGCCGGGUCGCCCAAGAAGGCCCGCUGCCAGUACCAGCCGGGCGCCGUCUGCAGUCCCAGCCAGGGGCCGUGCUGCGACCCGGUGGCGUGUGCCACCGUGCCGGCGGAGGCCAACCACACGUGCCGCGCGGGCACCGAGUGCACGCUGCCGGCCCUCUGUGACGGCCGCUCGCUGCAGUGUCCCGCCGUCGACGAAUAUGGCCGAGCUGACGCCCUGACUGAGGCAGACGUCGGCGGCGACCGCAGCCAGCUCUGCGUGGUCGGCUGCCACGCGCACAGCGGCGCUCCGUGCCGACCGCGCAACCCCUGGCUCCUGGAGGCCGGCGACCCGUGCGACGGCGACCGGGGCGCGUGCGACUCGCUGCUGCGGUGCCGUCCGCUGGAGGCGGCGGCCACCAGCGCCGGCCGCUGGUGGCUGGCCACCGUGGUGGCUCUGCUGCUGGCUGUCGUCUGCGCGCUGCUGCUGCGCUGCGUGGCGCUCCACAUCCCCUCCAGCAACCCCAACAAGCCGCCGCCGCGACCCAUGAGCGAAACGCUGCGCGUGCCGCUGGCCACCUUCUUCGGACUGAGCGGGGGCGGCGACCUCCAGCUGUGA